GCCCUUCCUACCGACGCGGCUUCUGGGGGCGGGACUUGAACGCGGCUCGCGAGAGGGAGGCGCGCUCCUGGCGGAGACCGAGGGAAGAAAGGAAAAGGGGAGUCGCAGCAGCGUUCAGCGGACUGAGAGGGACAGGCGUGCACUCGAGACAGUCUUCCCCCUCCCACUUUCACACCCUUCUCACUUCAGCUGGUAAAAUUGCUGAGCCGCAACUUUGUUUCCCGGGGACGGAGAAGGACCAACGCGGACUUUCACAUGCUGCAUCCUCUGGACCUUCAAGUGCUUUUGUCAGCAUGGAAGAGUAGGCAUGUGGCAUCGUGAAAGAGAUGGCUUUUAAUUCAACGAAGCUGUGCUUGCUGGAGUUUGACUUUGUGCACCUAUAAGGGACUUGAAGUUUAUGGGAAGUACUUGGUUUUACCACUGAGGAUUGUUGUCGCCAUUUGGGACACCCUUCUCCUGCUCUUGGUUGCUGAAGAGGUGCACAGCAGAGCAGACAUGGCGAACAACUCAUACAGCGGGGUGAAGAACUCCAUGGCCGAGACCAACCAUGAGGGGGACUUUGGCUGCUCCCUCAAGGAGCUCUGCAACCUCAUGGAACUUAGGGGGACCGAAGGAUUGCACAAAAUUGAGGAGUCUUACGGUGGUGUUCAGGGACUCUGUACAAGAUUGAAAUCAUCGCCUGUAGAAGGGUUGAGUGGCCAUCCCUCAGACAUUGAAAAAAGAAAAGCAGCAUUUGGACAGAACUUUAUACCUCCAAAAAAGCCAAAAACCUUUCUUCAGUUAGUGUGGGAAGCACUGCAAGAUGUAACACUCAUUAUUCUGGAAGUGGCAGCCAUAGUUUCGUUAGGCCUUUCUUUUUAUAAGCCUCCGGGUGCAGAUAGAGAACACUGUGGGAAGGGAGCUGGAGGCGUUGAGGAUGAAAACGAGUCAGAAGCAGGCUGGAUUGAGGGUGCAGCCAUCCUUUUGUCUGUUAUCUGUGUGGUGCUGGUGACAGCCUUCAAUGACUGGAGCAAAGAGAAACAGUUUCGGGGGCUACAGAGCCGGAUUGAACAAGAGCAGAAAUUCUCUGUGGUGCGAGGGGGCCAGGUCAUUCAGAUCCCUGUGACAGAAAUUGUCGUGGGGGACAUCGCACAAAUCAAAUAUGGUGACCUCCUGCCUGCUGAUGGUAUACUGAUUCAAGGCAAUGAUCUCAAAAUCGACGAGAGCUCCCUUACGGGGGAGUCGGACCAUGUCAAGAAGACACUGGAUAAGGACCUCAUGCUUUUGUCAGGGACCCAUGUCAUGGAGGGUUCUGGCAAGAUGGUUGUCUCAGCUGUAGGGGUCAACUCUCAAACUGGAAUCAUCUUCACUUUGCUGGGUGCAGGAGAAGAUGAUGAUGAUGAUGAUGAGGAGAAGGAGGAAAAGAAGAAGGAAAAGGAGAAGAAAAAGGAAAAGAAAAACAAAAAGCAGGAUGGGUCUGUUGAAAACCGCAAAAAAGCUAAAGCUCAAGAUGGAGCUGCCAUGGAGAUGCAACCCCUUAAGAGUGAGGAGGGGGGUGAUGCUGAGGAGAAACGGAAGGCCAACCUACCAAAGAAGGAGAAGUCUGUUCUUCAAGGGAAGCUGACUAAGUUAGCAGUCCAAAUUGGGAAAGCGGGCCUUGUUAUGUCAGCCAUCACUGUCAUCAUCCUGGUGGUCCUCUUUGUGGUUGACACCUUUUGGAUCCAGGGUUUGCCAUGGGUCAAAAGCUGUACUCCAAUCUACAUCCAGUUCUUUGUCAAGUUCUUCAUCAUCGGUGUCACUGUGCUGGUCGUGGCUGUCCCCGAAGGUCUUCCUCUUGCUGUCACAAUCUCUCUGGCCUAUUCUGUUAAGAAAAUGAUGAAAGACAACAAUUUAGUGAGACACCUGGAUGCCUGCGAAACAAUGGGAAAUGCAACCGCCAUCUGUUCUGAUAAGACCGGGACCUUGACCAUGAACAGGAUGACUGUUGUUCAGGUGUACGUGGCUGAUAAACAUUACAAGAAGGUCCCUGAACCUGAGCUUAUCCCAGCAACCAUCAUGGACCUGCUCAUUCUGGGGAUAGGGGUGAAUUGUGCGUACACUACUAAAAUUAUGCCCCCUGAGAAAGAAGGGGGUCUGCCUCGACAGGUUGGCAACAAAACGGAAUGUGCCUUGCUGGGCUUCGCCCUUGAUUUGAAAAGAGACUAUCAAGCCAUUCGCAAUGAAAUCCCAGAAGAAAAACUGUACAAAGUCUAUACUUUCAACUCUGUCAGAAAAUCUAUGAGCACUGUCCUGAAGAAUGCUGAUGGAAGCUUCCGGAUGUUCAGCAAAGGAGCUUCUGAGAUCCUCCUCAAGAAGUGCUGUAAAAUUUUGACGGCAAACGGCGAGCCAAAGUUGUUCCGACCUAGGGACCGGGAGGACAUGGUUAAGAAGGUGAUUGAGCCCAUGGCCUCAGAAGGCCUGAGGACCAUCUGCCUUGCUUACAGGGACUUUCCACCAUCUGAGGGGGAGCCUGACUGGGAAAACGAGAACGAGAUCCUCACAAGCCUCACCUGCGUGUGUGUUGUGGGGAUUGAGGAUCCCGUCAGGCCAGAGGUCCCUGAUGCCAUUAGAAAGUGCCAGCGAGCUGGAAUCACAGUGCGCAUGGUCACUGGGGACAACAUCAACACAGCCAGGGCCAUAGCCACCAAGUGUGGCAUCCUCCAGCCUGGAGAUGACUUCUUGUGCCUGGAAGGCAAGGAGUUCAACAGGCGGAUACGCAAUGAGAAAGGAGAGAUCGAACAAGAGCGCAUUGACAAGAUCUGGCCUAAGCUCCGAGUGCUGGCAAGAUCUUCCCCAACUGACAAACACACACUAGUUAAAGGUAUAAUUGAUAGUACAGUAGCAGAACAAAGACAAGUUGUUGCUGUGACUGGGGAUGGGACCAAUGACGGCCCUGCCUUGAAGAAAGCCGAUGUUGGCUUUGCAAUGGGCAUUGCUGGCACAGAUGUAGCCAAAGAAGCAUCAGACAUCAUCCUGACAGAUGACAACUUUAGCAGCAUUGUAAAGGCAGUCAUGUGGGGGAGGAAUGUGUAUGACAGCAUCUCCAAGUUCCUCCAGUUCCAACUGACAGUUAACGUUGUGGCUGUCAUUGUGGCUUUCACUGGGGCCUGCAUCACACAAGACUCUCCUCUAAAGGCUGUGCAGAUGCUGUGGGUGAACCUCAUUAUGGACACCUUUGCCUCCCUGGCACUGGCAACAGAGCCACCCACCGAGUCACUGCUACUAAGGAAGCCAUACGGUCGCAACAAGCCACUCAUCUCCCGCACAAUGAUGAAGAACAUCUUGGGCCAUGCUGUCUAUCAGCUUACCAUCAUCUUCACCCUACUUUUUGCUGGUGAACAAAUCUUUGAUAUUGACAGUGGACGAAAUACCCCCUUAAAUGCGCCGCCAUCUGAGCACUACACCAUUGUCUUCAACACCUUUGUCAUGAUGCAGCUUUUUAAUGAAAUUAAUGCCCGCAAGAUCCAUGGUGAGCGGAAUGUCUUUGAUGGCAUCUUCAAUAACAUCAUCUUCUGUUCCAUUGUUCUUGGAACUUUCAUUAUUCAGAUUGUGAUUGUGCAGUUUGGUGGGAAGCCUUUCAGUUGUGUUGGACUUUCCAUUGAUCAGUGGCUGUGGUGCAUCUUCCUUGGAAUGGGUUGCCUGCUUUGGGGCCAGCUCAUCUCUUCCAUCCCCACAAGUCGGCUGAAGUUCCUGAAGACUGCAGGCCAUGGCACCCAGAAAGAGGAGAUCCCUGAUGAAGAGCUGGAGGACAUGGAUGGUCUGGAUGAGAUUGAUCAUGCAGAACGUGAGCUGCGCCGCGGUCAGAUCCUCUGGUUCAGGGGUCUCAACAGAAUCCAGACUCAGAUGGAUGUUGUCAGUGCUUUCCAGAGUGGAACUUCCUUUCAGGGGGCGGUACGGCGGCAGCCCUCCAGCACCAGCCAACAACAUGAUAUCCGAGUGGUGAACGCCUUCCGCAGCAGCCUAUCCCCGUAUGAGGGGCUGGAGAAACCAGAGUCCAGGAGCUCUAUCCACAACUUCAUGACCCACCCCGAGUUCCGAAUAGAGGAUUCAGAGCCCCACAUCCCCUUGAUUGAUGACACUGAUGCUGAGGACGAUGCCCCCACCAAGCGUAACUCCACACCUCCUCCCCCACCCUCACCCAACAAGAACAAUAAUGCUGUGGACAGCAGCAUCCACCUCUUCCUGGAGAGCAGCAAGUGUGUGAGCCCCACUGCCCCAGGAAGCCCCCUGCACAGCCUGGAGACAUCCCUCUGAUCCAGCACAGCCAGCCACUACCUUUUUCUUACUACUCAUUUGAUCAUUUUUUGCUCUGUCCUUGGAGCACAACAUGCUUCAGAGGAUACCAGUGAGGGGCACUGUGGAGAGCUGGUACCACCAGAAUGUCCUCUCUGAGCCUCACUUGUGCAAGACUGAAACAAGACCAAACAUGACAAUGUAGGGUUUGUUUGCCCCCACCCCCAUCCCACAGUAAAAUGUUUCCCACCUACAGUGGCACUUCCCAACCCUCUUUGAUCAAUAUUACCUGGUGAAAAGGGGAGGGGUGUUUAUAAAAUUAGACUGAAAGUGACCUAUUUUUUUUCUUAUUUUCGUAAGAGAGGGGCUUUCAUCAUAGCUAAAGAGAACAUGUAUUAAAUGGAAAGACCAUAAAGCAGGGUCUGUAGUUGAUCUGGAUGUGUGUUGUAUAUUAUCUUUUUCCCUUACACAUUCAGACACUUUAAUUUCUACUAUAUUGGCUGUUAAUAUUUUGAAUUAUUUAUGUUCUCAGAGAAGCAGGUCUGUUUACAAGCUUUGUGGAUAUUUAAUUUGUAGGUGAAGGAGCUUCCUGAUGAAUGAAGCAGACAAAUGGAAGGUGCAAGAAUAAGUAAUUUCAGAUACUGCUGUUUCCCCCCCCCCCCCAGGAAAAAAAAAAGGGUGUUU
This is a messenger RNA of Scleropages formosus (Asian bonytongue), 4935 nucleotides long. RefSeq names its product ATPase plasma membrane Ca2+ transporting 1a (gene atp2b1a). Gene Ontology annotation, cellular component: plasma membrane; intracellular membrane-bounded organelle. Gene Ontology annotation, biological process: regulation of cytosolic calcium ion concentration; calcium ion transmembrane transport. NCBI's taxonomy places the organism in Eukaryota, Metazoa, Chordata, Actinopteri, Osteoglossiformes, Osteoglossidae. Gene Ontology annotation, molecular function: P-type calcium transporter activity; ATP binding; ATP hydrolysis activity. The transcript is spliced from 23 exons. The coding region runs from base 496 to 4272 and encodes 1258 amino acids. The record is from RefSeq and is a predicted model, not a curated record.